Salvelinus fontinalis (brook trout) is the source of this 2135-nucleotide messenger RNA. RefSeq names its product GRB2 related adaptor protein a (gene grapa). The coding region runs from base 287 to 931 and encodes 214 amino acids. The record is from RefSeq and is a predicted model, not a curated record. Gene Ontology annotation, molecular function: protein binding. The transcript has 5 exons. Lineage: Eukaryota; Metazoa; Chordata; Actinopteri; Salmoniformes; Salmonidae.
CUCUCUCAUUGUGGUGAGCGGCAGCAGCAUGAGCAGUUGUCUCAUGGAACUCAGUCAUGCUAAGUUACCAGUCUCCUCUCUCCUCCUGCUGUUUUCUCUCUGCGAUCGCUCAUAGGUAGUGGAAAAUCCUCUCCGUUUUGACUCGCUCUAGUCUCUUCUCCUCCUCUCUCCUCCUCCCCUCUCCUCCUCUCUCCUCCUCUCUCCUCCUCUCUCCCCCUCUCACCCCCUGAGCUGGGGAUUAACGGGGCUCUGUGUGUGUGUGAGGGAGGGAGGGGGGGGGUUCAGGAUGGAAGCGAUGGCUCUCUAUUCGUUCCGAGCCACGGAGGGGGAUGAGCUCAGUUUCAACAAGGGAGACGUACUUAAGAUAAUCAACAUGGAGGAUGAUCCUAACUGGUACACGGCGGAGCUCAACAACAAGAAAGGCUACGUACCCAAGAACUACAUCAACCUCAGACCACACGCGUGGUUCGCAGGCCGUGUAUCCAGAGGGGUUGCAGAGGGCAGAUUGAGACCCAGAGAUCGCGGAUCGUUUCUCGUCAGAGAGAGUGAGAGCGCACCGGGAGAAUUCUCCAUGUCCGUCAGUUAUGGGGACCAUGUGCAGCACUUCAAGGUGCUCCAGGACAGGUCAGGACAAUACUUUGUUUGGGAGGAGACAUUCUUCUCUCUGAAUCAGAUGGUGGAGUUCUACCAUAGCAACAGCAUCGCCAAGGAGGGAACCGUCUUCCUACGAGACCCAGAACAGUCUGCCAGGCGCCCCCACCACGCCCAUGCUCUGUUUGACUUCACCCCCAACCACCCCUCCCAGCUACGCUUCCUCCGCGGUGAUGUCAUCGACCUGCUCGACUGCUCCGAUUCGCUGCGCUGGAGAGGCCGUUGUCAUGGACGCGUCGGAUUCUUCCCCCCGGAGUAUGUCCAGGCCGUCUACCAAUGACCCCGCCCCCAUCUGCCACUGACCUGUCAAUCAAACUACUGACCCCACCCCCAUCUGCCCCACCUCAUCUACCAAUGACCCCGCCCCCAUCUGCCCCACCUCAUCUACCAAUGACCCCGCCCCCAUCUGCCCCACCUCAUCUACCAAUGACCCCGCCCCCAUCUGCCACUGACCUGUCAAUCAAACUACUGACCCCACCCCCAUCUGCCCCACCUCAUCUACCAAUGACCUGUCAAUCAAACUACUGACCCCACCCCCAUCUGCCCCACCUCAUCUACCAAUGACCCGUAACAGCAGUCAGUUCUCAUGCUCUGUUUGUAUAGAACACAUAAAUUCCUUUACGUUUGUACUGAGUGUCUGCUUAUAUAUGUUUGGCAGUACUUACUAUUCUACUAUACUAGUAAACAGAACAGGAUGUUGAAUAUGACUGUUGUAUGACGACUUUGUAGUGAGGACCAGAGGGGCAGACUAUCAAAUAAAAUAAAAUGAAAGGUAUUUUAUAUAGCCCUUCUUACAUCAGCUGAUAUCUCAAAGUGCUGUACAGAAACCCAGCCUAAAACCCCAAACAGCAAGCAAUGCAGGUGUAGAAGCACGGUGGCUAGGAAAAACUCCCUAGAAAGGCCAAAACCUAGGAAGAAACCUAGAGAGGAACCAGGCUAUGAGGGGUGGCUAGGAAGAAACCUAGAGAGGAACCAGGCUAUGAGGGGUGGCCAGUCGUCUUCUGGCUGUGCCGGGUUGGAGAUUAUAACAGAACAUGGCCAAGAUGUUCAAAUGUUCAUAAAUGAACCAGCAUGGUCAAAUAAUAAUCAUCACAGUAGUUGUCGAGGGUGCAACAGGUCAGCACCUCAGGAGUAAAUGUCAGUUGGCUUUUCAUAGCCGAGCAUUCACAGUUAGAGACAGCAGGUGCGGUGGAGAGAGAGAAUCGAAAACAGCAGGUCCGGGACAGGUAGCACAUCCGGUGACCAGGUCAGUGUUCCAUAGCCGCAGGCAGAACAGUUGAAACUGGAGCAGCAGCACGACCAGGUGGACCUCGACUAUAUAUUCUGAUACGACUCUUCAUUUAGAAAGAUGGACUUGAAAACAAAAAGGGGGCUGAUUGGCUGGCUGGUUGUCUGGCUGGUUGGCUGGUUGGUUGGUUGGUUGGCUGGCUGGCUGGCUGGUUGUCUGGCUGGUUGGCUGGCUGGUUGUCUGGCUGGUUGUCUGG